AAAAGGUCAACAACACUAGAAAGUGAAACACUCAAAAAUCAAAGAGAAUAAAUUAAACAAGUUCAUCUCUUGAGUGUGCAAAAUUGAAAGAGAGCGAAAUGUGCAGCAAAGUUUCUUCGAUCUCUACGUCGUCGUUGUACUCCUCGACUCGUUCCGUUCCCUCUUCCAGGCUGGGGAAGAAGUUUGUCUUUUUGAACCCGAGAUUUGGCGGAUUGAGGCUUAAGGCGCUUGAUGUGGUCGAAAGACGGAACUGUGUAAUCGGCAAGGCAUCCAGUGAUGAUGACAGUGCCGGUCCCUAUGUAUUGUCUGAGAGUGAAGAUGACGGUGCUGAGGACCUUGCUUUGGAUUCCAAGCUUCAGUUGAAGCUUGAACGGAACAUGAGGAUGAAGUUUUCAAAAAAGAUCAGGAUGCGAAGGAAAAAACUUGGGAGGAAGCGUUUGUUGAGGAAAAAGAGCACACCUUCAAAGCUGAAGAAGGAAAUGCAAGAUUCUGUACCUCAAAUUACCUCGCAGGCUUCUUGUGCCAACUUGGGUGGAGUUGUUGCUGCUGAUAUGCCAGGGCCAGAGACAAAGAAGAGGGAGCUUAGGGGUAUAACGAAGCCACGCCCAGUCUCUCCAGAAAUGCAAGCUCUCGUUCAUGUCCCAGAGAUUGCUCGAACCCAAGUCAUUAAGUUCAUCUGGACUUACAUCAAGGAGAAUAACCUACAGGACCCUGAAAACAAGAAGAUAAUUAUUUGUGAUGAGAAGCUGAAGAAGAUUUUUAAAGGGAAUGAGCGUGUCGGUUUCCUUGAGAUCGCUGGACUAAUUAGUCCUCACUUUCUUUGAGUGACAACUAUUGGCAGGGUAUAUAAACCCCUUCUUUUGUAAAUGGGGUUCUUCUAGUUGACAUAGUAAUGCUAACAUGUGAAAGUCAAUAUUACUAUACUCCCUGACGGUGCACCAAUUUUCAA
This is a messenger RNA of Daucus carota subsp. sativus, 949 nucleotides long. Its product is annotated as upstream activation factor subunit UAF30. The record is from RefSeq and is a predicted model, not a curated record. NCBI's taxonomy places the organism in Eukaryota, Viridiplantae, Streptophyta, Magnoliopsida, Apiales, Apiaceae. Bases 99 to 824 code for a protein of 241 amino acids. The transcript is spliced from 3 exons. Gene Ontology annotation, cellular component: nucleus.